This is a messenger RNA of Pungitius pungitius (ninespine stickleback), 2917 nucleotides long. It is a transcript of the gene slc25a17l, whose product is annotated as solute carrier family 25 member 17-like. The record is from RefSeq and is a predicted model, not a curated record. Lineage: Eukaryota; Metazoa; Chordata; Actinopteri; Perciformes; Gasterosteidae. Gene Ontology annotation, molecular function: FMN transmembrane transporter activity; AMP transmembrane transporter activity; ADP transmembrane transporter activity. Gene Ontology annotation, biological process: transport. The transcript has 9 exons. Bases 312 to 1259 code for a protein of 315 amino acids. Gene Ontology annotation, cellular component: peroxisomal membrane.
CAUAUCCACGGCUAGCAAAACGGACGAAGAAGAAGAAGAACCCACGAAGAAGAAGUUGUCAACCCGGUUCAACAGUCCGUCCGCAGCCAAUGGAUGACGACUGAUCGAUACUUUUCUCUCUUCGUUAUCAUUAUCUCUUAUCUUUCUUUCUGUUGAAACACCGCGGAGUUACAGCUGCGAAUCUUUCCGUAAUGUCCCCUUGAACGCAGCUUUUGAACAAAAAGAAAAGAGCAAACGAGCGCCGAACCUUUGCAUCGGGAGACGUGUUCCGGGGUCCGCGCGCUGUUCUGACCGGGAGAGAGACCGUAGAGAUGUCCGACAACGGGGGCUCGGCCGUCAGCCUCCUGUCUUACGAGACGCUGGUCCACGCCGUGGCCGGAGCGAUGGGGAGUGCGACAGCGAUGACGGUCUUCUUUCCCUUGGACACAGCCAAAAGCAGGCUGCAGGUGGAUGAGAUGAGAAUGUCCAAAUCCACACCCGUCAUCCUGGCUGAGAUCACAAAGGAAGAAGGCCUUCUGUCCCUAUACAGGGGCUGGUUACCAGUCAUCUCCAGCCUCUGCUGCUCUAACUUUGUCUACUUCUACACCUUCAACACACUAAAGAAGCUGGCGGCGUCUGGUCCGGGGAAGUCCAGACCAGGCAAAGACUUGCUCAUGGGGGUCGUAUCAGGGAUGGUGAAUGUGAUCCUGACCACUCCCAUGUGGGUGGUCAACACGCGACUGAAGCUGCAAGGAGCAAAGUUCAGAAAUGAAGACCUCCAGCAGACCCAGUACAAGGGCAUCUUUGACGCCUUCUCACAGAUCGUAGCCAAUGAGGGUGUAGCAACUCUGUGGAACGGCACCCUGCCCUCUCUUAUCCUUGUCCUCAACCCGGCUGUGCAGUUCAUGAUUUAUGAGGCCAUGAAGAGGAAGGCGGGCAAAGGAGGGAAGAAGAUAUCCUCAGUAGAAAUCUUUCUCAUUGGAGCCAUUGCCAAGGCCAUUGCCACCACUGCAACAUUCCCUCUUCAGACAAUUCAGGCCAUCCUCAGGUUUGGCCAGUAUAAGGGUGACGGGAAGGCCGGCGUGACUGGAAGCCUCACAAACAUAUUCUCUAUGCUGAUGGAGAGGAUCAAGCGGUACGGCGUUCUCGGCCUGUACAAAGGCCUGGAGGCCAAGCUGCUGCAGACGGUGCUGACAGCUGCCCUCAUGUUCGUAGUGUACGAGAAGAUCACCGCUGCCACGUUUAAAGUCAUGGGCCUGAACCAGAAAGUGAAGCAGUGAACCGACGGCUACUUGAAUGCUGCGUCUUAAAACAUGUGAUUGUAGAUUAACUCCAGGAAUCGAUUCAGUCACAUAAAUGAUGUCAUAAGGGACGGGAUUGGUGCCCAAAACAAAGCGCAUAACAGAACUGGGUGAGAUACUUCUAAUACCCUCUUUCUUAACCUCUCUAACUAGUAGCAUUUGGGCAAAAUAGUAUUUAUUUGAUCUCUGUUGAGAUGGUGUUAAUUAACCUUAGUAACUGAGAUAUUCAUCACAAUAUACAGUAAAGGGAAAGUGGACAUUGUUUGGGGAAAUACCUCCUACCUUCCUUCCUGAGAGAUAGAUGAGAUAUUGGAUACCGCUCAUAUGAUAGGGCUCCAGGAAACUACUGAUCAAGACCAAGUAAAUGUUGCGUAAUAUGCAAGCUUUGGGGGUGAAGGUAGAUACAUUUAGUGACUUUUGGACAAACCAAGGCUACCUGCUUACCAGCUUCCAGUGUUUGUGCUACGCUAACUCAUCUAACUGCUGCGGCUUCAUUUGCACUGUUUCAGACACGUAGAAGCUUCUUUCCCAAAAGGAAAAACUUUGCCUUCAACAUUAGAUGCUUUCUGCAAAGGAUGAGACCAAAAAGAGCAGCGGGUUACCUAAUAAGUAAUGAGUAAUGCCUUGAUGUAAGCUACUGGAACAUUCUUCGAACAUUCUUUUUAUGUUUUAACUGUGACUUUAACUUUGAUAGAAUCCUCAUGAAAUUCCUGCUAGAUGAAUGUUUUUUUUUAAACAUGUUGAGCUAUGAUGUUAUAAAUGAAACAACGUUAACAGUAGUCACAAUAAUGUCAAGAGGGAGAAUAGCUUCCAUUCAUUUUUAUAGAGUUGUGUGUAAUAUAUUACCUCAAACUGAAUUAAGCACGAACGGAAAUGAGUCCUUAACCAUACACAGAUAUGCCAGUAAGCGCCAAGUGCCUCUAGAUCUAUACUAUGAACUGGUAUAAAAGCUGUGAUGAUAGUUGACUGUUUACACAAGUCUGUGAUGCACUAACCUCUGCGUGAUUGUAUUGAUCUGUUGGGACAUUUUGUCCCGCAUUCGUCUUCCUUUAUUGGUUUGUGUUCUUUUAUCAGUGUGGCAGUUUGCAUUAAUUUACACAAGUUGUUUGGUCACUGUUCUAUUUCACCUUGAAACCACUUGGAAAGAAGCUGAGCUUUUAAUCAUUCCGAGAGUUGCUGUCAAUAUUUCUUCGUAAAUUCACAUGUGUGACUGUUCCUCGUAUUAAUCAGGGCCAGUUUACCAAAGAACAGAACUGACGUAGUGUUAUGGUAUCAAGUUUAAGACUUUAGACCAUGAACGUCAGCAAAAUGAAUUAUGAUAGGUAAAUGGUGAUCCUUUUUUAUGUUUAAAUAUGGAAUAAUUGUUCAUUUUAACAUGGGGGACGUGAUGAUAAGACAGAAAAUAGCUAAAUCAGAGGUUUGAAGUUUGUGAAAUAAGUGACUGAACCAAGAAAUUAUCACCGGCUAAGGCAGAGGGGAUUUAUUUACAGAUUUAUUCAAUAGUAAAGAAGCCAAAGCCAGUAUGUGUCACUAUUCAUUUUAAAACAACAGUGAUACACCAUGCAGAUUAAUAACAGCCUUCACAAAUGAAAGAUUUUCUCUCAACACAUAACAUGAAUAAACUGAUGCAUUACUAA